AUGAAGGAAAUAAUAAAUAUUGGAAUUGGAAAUUAUGGGAUACAAUUGGUAAAUGAAUUUCUAGAAGAACUCUGUCUUGAUCAUGAUAUAGGACUAGAUGGUGUGAAAAAAGUUGCAUCUGAAAAAGAUUAAUAACUCGAUUAUCCUAAUAUUUACUUUGAGGAAUUGAGUUGUGGAAGGUUUCUUUCUAGAUCUUUGAUGAUUGACACUGAUUGUACAAAGAUUGAAAAUAUAAGAUGUGGGAAGACGAGAUAUUUAUAGUCGAUAGACAAUUACUUAUGCCUAAAGUAAGGAGGAGCUGGGAAUUAUGCAAAAGCUAGAAACGCAUAUGAAGAUGGACUUAAAGAUUCGUUCAAAGAUAAAUUGAGAAAGCUUGUAGAGGGUUGUGAUAAAUUUCAAGCUUUUCAACUUCAAUAUGCUACAGGUGGAGGGACUGGAUCUGGUCUUGGUAACAUUCAAUCUACUUUCAAACGGAAAAUUAUAAGAAAGAAGUCUGGAAACAUAUAAUACAGUCCUUUGCAUUAGUUAACUAAUAGAAUGUGCAAACUCAACUGUAUUUUUCGAUAAUCAUACCCUAUAAGAUCUUUGUUAAAAAAAAGUUCAAACAUCCCUAAACCAAAUAUUGAAGAUUUAAAUUAUCUAAUGACUUAGUAUAUGGCUACUAUGAUUAGUACAUUGAGAUUUCCUAGCUAGUAAAUAAAUGAUUUUAGAAAGAUAGGUACUUCAACUAUUCCUUUUCCCAGAAUGCAUUUCUUAACUCCAUCUAUGGCAAAUCUUGCACCAAGAUUCAUAGAGGAAUACGAAAAAGAUGAUAUGAUAACAAAAGACGUAUGCUUUAGACUAUUUGAUAGCAGAAAUACUUUACUAGAUAUAGAUUAUUCCUAAGGAAGAUUUUACAGUUAUACAGCUAUUUUUAGAGGUCUAAAUUACUCUUCAGUUGAUUUGUUCUAAGUGUUGCAACAAAUUAGAAAUCUAAUUGCAGCUAUUUUGCGGAAUGGUUGCCUGAUCAUCAUUCUGUUGGCGUUAUCAUUAGAGAUUUAAAGCAUUUACCUAAAAAUUAAGGCAUUUUAUUGGGAAAUUAAACAGCUAUUUCUAAAAUAUUUUCGAAACUAGGAACAGAUUUCACCAAUUUAACUAGACGAAAAGCAUAUCAACAUCAUUUUACUGAAUAAGGAAUGGAUGAGAUGGAAUUUGUAGAAGCAGAAAGUAAUUUGA
Stylonychia lemnae is the source of this 1215-nucleotide messenger RNA. The record is from the annotation of a GenBank genome assembly. NCBI's taxonomy places the organism in Eukaryota, Ciliophora, Spirotrichea, Sporadotrichida, Oxytrichidae.